GGCGCCUCGCCCCUCGGCGCUCCCGCCCCCUCCCCGCCGCCGUCUCUCUGUCAGCCUCUGUCCCUCUCCCUCUGCCCUCCGUCCUUCCUCUCUCGCACCUGAGCACACGCACCUGCCCGCGCCCGGCUCCCGGUCCCUCCUCCCUCUGCCCCGUCCUGGUUUUCCCGCCCGGCCGGAAGGCUCGGGCCCUGGCCGCGGGAGGCUCGCGGCUGCGUCACCGCCGCACCCCCAGACAAGAUGGACACCGCGGAGGAAGACAUUUGUAGAGUGUGUCGAUCAGAAGGAACGCCUGAGAAGCCUCUGUAUCAUCCUUGUGUAUGUACUGGCAGUAUUAAAUUUAUCCAUCAGGAAUGCUUAGUUCAGUGGCUGAAACACAGUCGAAAAGAAUACUGUGAAUUAUGCAAGCACAGAUUUGCUUUCACACCAAUUUAUUCUCCAGAUAUGCCUUCUCGGCUUCCAAUCCAAGACAUACUUGCUGGACUGGUUACAAGCAUUGGCACUGCAAUCCGAUACUGGUUUCAUUAUACACUUGUGGCCUUCGCAUGGUUGGGAGUUGUUCCUCUUACAGCAUGCCGCAUCUACAAGUGCUUGUUCACUGGCUCCGUGAGCUCACUGCUGACCCUGCCACUGGACAUGCUGUCGACGGAAAAUUUGUUGGCAGAUUGUUUGCAGGGUUGUUUCGUGGUGACGUGCACGCUGUGUGCGUUCAUCAGCUUGGUGUGGCUGCGCGAGCAGAUCGUCCACGGAGGAGCCCCGAUUUGGUUGGAGCACGCCGCCCCCCCCUUCAACGCUGCCGGGCACCACCAAAAUGAGGCUCCGGCGGGAGGGAACGGUGCAGAGAACGCUGCUGCCGAGCAGCCUGCCGACCCCCCGGCUGAGAACGCUGUGGUGGGCGAGAACCCUGAGGCACAGGAGGGUCAGGCCGAGGAGGAGGAGGAAGAGAACGAGGAGGAAGAGGACGCAGGCGUGGAGGAUGUGGCGGACGCCAACAACGGAGCCCAGGAUGACAUGAACUGGAAUGCUUUGGAAUGGGAUCGUGCUGCAGAAGAACUCACAUGGGAAAGAAUGCUAGGACUCGAUGGGUCACUCGUUUUUCUGGAACAUGUCUUCUGGGUGGUGUCUUUGAAUACACUGUUCAUUCUUGUUUUUGCAUUUUGCCCUUACCACAUUGGCCAUUUCUCCCUUGUUGGCUUGGGAUUUGAAGAACAUGUUCAAGCAUCUCAUUUUGAAGGCCUUAUCACAACCAUAGUCGGGUACAUACUUCUAGCAGUCACACUGAUCGUUUGUCAUGGCCUGGCAACUCUUGUCAAAUUUCACAGAUCCCGUCGCUUACUGGGAGUCUGCUAUAUUGUUGUUAAGGUCUCUCUGUUGGUUGUGGUUGAAAUUGGAGUGUUCCCUCUGAUUUGUGGCUGGUGGCUAGACAUCUGUUCCCUGGAAAUGUUUGAUGCUACUCUGAAAGACCGAGAACUGAGCUUCCAGUCGGCCCCGGGGACCACCAUGUUCCUGCAUUGGCUUGUGGGCAUGGUGUACGUGUUCUACUUCGCCUCCUUCAUCCUGUUGCUCAGAGAGGUACUUCGACCUGGGGUCUUGUGGUUCCUACGAAAUUUGAAUGAUCCAGAUUUCAAUCCAGUUCAGGAAAUGAUCCAUUUGCCCAUUUACAGGCAUCUCCGAAGAUUCAUUUUGUCAGUGAUUGUCUUUGGCUCCAUCGUCCUCCUGAUGCUCUGGCUUCCUAUACGCGUCAUCAAGAGUCUGCUGCCUCAUUUUCUUCCAUACAAUGUCAUGCUCUACAGUGACGCUCCGGUGAGUGAGCUAUCGCUCGAGCUGCUGCUGCUGCAGGUCGUCUUGCCAGCAUUGCUUGAGCAGGGACACACGCGGCAGUGGCUGAAGGGACUCGUGCGAGCGUGGACUGUUUCUGCCGGAUACUUGCUGGAUCUCCACUCCUAUUUAUUGGGAGACCAGGAAGAAAACGAGAACAGUGCAAAUCAACAAAUCAACAACAACCAGCAUGCUAGAAACAACAACGCAGUGCCUGUGGUGGGCGAAGGCCUGCACGCAGCUCACCAGGCCAUACUGCAGCAGGGCGGCCCUGUCGGCUUUCAGCCUUACCGCCGGCCGCUGCGUUUCCCACUCAGGAUAUUUCUGUUGAUUGUGUUCAUGUGUAUAACCUUACUCAUUGCCAGCCUCAUCUGCCUUACUCUACCAGUAUUUGCUGGGCGUUGGUUAAUGUCGUUUUGGACGGGGACUGCCAAAAUCCAUGAGCUCUAUACGGCCGCCUGUGGCCUCUAUGUGUGCUGGCUCACCGUCAGGGCCGUGACCGUGCUGCUGGCGUGGAUGCCCCAGGGCCGCAGAGUCAUCUUCCAGAAGGUCAAAGAGUGGUCCCUCAUGAUAAUGAAGACAUUGAUAGUUGCCAUGCUGCUGGCUGGAGUCGUCCCGCUCCUGCUGGGGCUCCUGUUUGAGCUGGUCAUUGUGGCUCCCCUCAGAGUCCCGUUGGAUCAGACUCCUCUUUUUUAUCCGUGGCAGGACUGGGCACUUGGAGUCCUACAUGCCAAAAUCAUCGCAGCUAUCACGCUGAUGGGCCCUCAGUGGUGGCUGAAAACUGUAAUUGAACAGGUUUAUGCAAAUGGCAUUCGAAACAUUGACCUUCACUAUAUUGUUCGUAAGCUGGCAGCUCCGGUGAUCUGUGUGCUCUUGCUUUCCCUGUGUGUCCCUUACGUCAUAGCUUCGGGGGUCGUUCCUUUGCUCGGUGUUACUGCAGAAAUGCAAAACCUGGUCCACCGGCGGAUUUAUCCAUUUUUGCUGAUGGUCGUGGUGUUGAUGGGAAUCCUGUCCUUCCAGGUCCGCCAGUUCAAGCGCCUUUAUGAACAUAUUAAAAACGACAAAUACCUUGUGGGGCAACGCCUCGUGAACUACGAGCGAAAAUCCGGCAAACCAGGCACAUCUCCACCUCCACAGUCAUCCCAAGAAUAAAGUGAUUGUCUCAACUCCUUCACCUUCCCCAUGCCUUUACGUGUCCUUUUUUGUGGACUUCUCUGUGUGGAGAUUUUCCGUGCUCUCUCAGCGCUGUUUUUAAGUUUCCUCUGUUUGACUUGUGUCUUCAGCAUUCAGCAAGCAGCCGCCUCAACUCUGCUGCUCUUGCGUGUGUCUGCUGACGUCACUGCUGUCUGAGAUCUGUAUAUGUGUAAAUAGAAGCUCCCUGAGGCCCUCACACCUUGGAUUAAACAGAAUGUGCAUUGUACAUCUUUAAACAAAAUGUAUAUUAAUUUAUUAAAUCUAGUUGUCACUUUA
Messenger RNA from Ochotona princeps (American pika), 3285 nucleotides. RefSeq names its product membrane associated ring-CH-type finger 6 (gene MARCHF6). Bases 238 to 2967 code for a protein of 909 amino acids. Gene Ontology annotation, molecular function: zinc ion binding. Gene Ontology annotation, cellular component: endoplasmic reticulum membrane. NCBI's taxonomy places the organism in Eukaryota, Metazoa, Chordata, Mammalia, Lagomorpha, Ochotonidae. The record is from RefSeq and is a predicted model, not a curated record. The transcript is spliced from 26 exons.